Anoplopoma fimbria (sablefish) is the source of this 489-nucleotide messenger RNA. Its product is annotated as lactose-binding lectin l-2-like. The transcript has a single exon. The coding region runs from base 1 to 489 and encodes 162 amino acids. The record is from RefSeq and is a predicted model, not a curated record. Gene Ontology annotation, molecular function: signaling receptor activity. NCBI's taxonomy places the organism in Eukaryota, Metazoa, Chordata, Actinopteri, Perciformes, Anoplopomatidae.
AUGCUCCUGCUCCUCUUCUUGUUGGGUCUGGCUCUGGGUCCUGUGUCUCCCUCUGAUGACAAACAAGUGAUGCUACAGCGGGGCAGCUGUCCCAUGUUCUGGUACGGCUUCAACGGCCGCUGCUACAAGUACGUCGCCUCACCAAUGACCUGGGCUGAUGCAGAGCUCUACUGUGUGUCUCAGAAAGUCAACCUGGUGUCCAUCCACAGUCUGAAUGAAGAUAACUUCAUACAAGCCCUGAUCAAGAACUUCGACCACCUUGAGGGGCGCACCUGGAUCGGACUCAGUGACAUCCACAAAGAAGGCAGCUGGAUGUGGUCUGAUGGUUCCACAGUGGACUUUUCCUUCUGGAGUACAGGAGAACCAAACAACAGGGGAGGAAACGAACACUGUGUUCACGCCAACUAUGAUCAGUAUCGGAAAUGGAAUGACUACCAAUGUUUUGCUACUUACCCUUCUGUUUGUGCAUCUCGUGUCACCUGUCUUUAG